Messenger RNA from Penicillium argentinense, 729 nucleotides. Its product is annotated as NAD(P)-binding oxidoreductase. The transcript has a single exon. The coding region runs from base 1 to 729 and encodes 242 amino acids. NCBI's taxonomy places the organism in Eukaryota, Fungi, Ascomycota, Eurotiomycetes, Eurotiales, Aspergillaceae. The record is from RefSeq and is a predicted model, not a curated record.
AUGAACUCCACCAAAUCAGUCGCAUUCAUCGGCGCCAGCGGCGGAGUCGGCCUGUCAGCACUAAAGCACACCCUUGCUGCAGGCUAUCAAUGCAUCGCACUUUGUCGAACUCCCUCCAAACUCACCGCAAUUUUCCCAGAGGGUUCCACAUCUAACCUGAAGAUCGUCGAGGGAAACGCGCAUGAUAUCAACGCCAUGACCCAGAUCCUCGAUGCAGGAAACGGAAACCUAGUCGACUACAUCGUUUCAACCAUCGGCAGCCGACCGAUCUUGAGAAAGAUGACCAUCGAAGACCCAAACUGCUGCCGCAAUGCCAUGGACACGAUGCUGAAAGCUCUCGCUCAGCUUCGAGAGUCCGGCAUCACGGGUCAGCCGCACAUCAUCCCUUUCAGCACGACUGGAAUGUCAAAGUACGGCCGCGACUACCCGAUCGUACUGGCGUUUAUGUACCUUGUGGUGCUUAAGGUGCCUCACGAAGACAAGAAGGUCAUGGAGAGCCAGCUUAUCGAAAGUGGUGAGCCUUAUACCAUCGUUCGUGGGAGUCUUCUAACGGACGGCGAGACGAACCGCACAGUGAGGGUUGGUAUUGAGGAUCCCUGGACUGGUCGCCAAUCCGAGGCGAUUGGGUAUACCAUCACCAGGGAGGAUGCUGGGAAAUGGAUGGCGGAGAACCUCAUAUUCAAGAGGGAUGAGCAGUAUAACAACAAGAUUCUGAUGAUCACGACCUGA